UUUAAGGAGAGCUCAGAAGACUCAGGAGUAAGCAGUGAAUCUAGUGUUAACACAAUGGCUGUGCUGUGUGGGUUGUCGUUGAGGGUGUCAUGGAUUUCAUGCCUGUUGAUCAGCAGUGUCACUUGCCUCCCUUCACCAAGAGGCCAUGGCGCUCCUGCACCCAUGGGCUACAUGGGCUGGCUGUCGAAUUCUGGCUCUAGCUUCCCAAAUGCUGGCAAGCCUGACAGUAGUGCCUCUCUCUCCAGAGAGUCCGACCCUACCUCUGGGAGCAUGUGGCAGGUCCCUGCUGCUCAGAAUUCAUAUGAGAAGCUGGGCUCUGUGAGUGAAGGUGGUAGCUUCUCUGAUCCCCAGGCUUCAGGAUAUUUUAGCGGAGGGGAUGUGACCGAUGCUGGUGUUCGUGAUGGAGAGUACUACGCCCCAACAGAUUCCUAUGGCAGCUCAUCAACCACUUGGAAUGAUGCUAGCACUGUUGGUUCUGGGUAUGACAACAGUGGGUAUGCUAACGCAGGUGUAGGCUGGGUUGGCAGCCCCAACUCCUGGUCCACUGGCGAAGACGGUGGAUAUGCUGAGUCUUACGGUCAAGAUGAAGAUGAUGAGGAGGAAAGCCCUGAGCCAGUCCUCAGUGACUUAUCGGCCCUGGAGCCAGUCUACUCAUUCAGAUCCCGCUCGAGCUACCAGCGAGGAAUACGCCAGUUCUCCAAAACCCGCUACACUCCUGGAGAGAUCCUGUUUCCUCCUACGUCGGCUUUCCAGCACCGCCUUAUACGACCCGUCAAAUCUUCAUCCAAAGGCGGCCAAUGAGCAUCUUGAAAAGUAAUGAUGGUUUGCUUGAAAAAUUGAGUUGUGCCAAUUUUUGGCCAUGCUGCUUUGUCUUUUCCAGAUCUUCAGAUUUAGCCUGACUUGUAACAUCUUGAGAGAAAAAUAAAGUUGUGCUUCUGAGCU
Molecule: messenger RNA, 942 nt
Organism: Anoplopoma fimbria (sablefish)
Lineage: Eukaryota; Metazoa; Chordata; Actinopteri; Perciformes; Anoplopomatidae
Exons: 3
Coding region: 55-801 (248 amino acids)
Source: RefSeq, a predicted model, not a curated record